Vespa velutina is the source of this 1958-nucleotide messenger RNA. RefSeq names its product troponin C, isoallergen Bla g 6.0101-like. Gene Ontology annotation, molecular function: enzyme regulator activity; calcium ion binding. The transcript is spliced from 5 exons. The record is from RefSeq and is a predicted model, not a curated record. Lineage: Eukaryota; Metazoa; Arthropoda; Insecta; Hymenoptera; Vespidae. The coding region runs from base 771 to 1250 and encodes 159 amino acids.
UCGGUGAGCAGCUUUUGGCAAUCGACUGCAAUUCUCUAAAAGGACGCAAUGCCAAUAAGAAACCACUGUAAGGGGUAUCGCACUGCAAUCGGCAUAAACUCUUUUACGUAUGAUGCCAUCAAACGCGUGGGCGUAUGAAUUGUUUGAUUAUAUACAGAUGUUCGUUUAUUUUCUGACCAUGAAAACAACGUGAAUCGUUGUUAACACGCAAAUCUCGAGGAUUCACGUUUUCAUGAUAAUCUUUGUUAAUAAAUCGGAACCUAUGAUAUUGCCUUCCAAACGUAUCUUAAUACGUUAACUGGGUAGACUUGACUUUUUAAAUGCGCAAGUUACAGCCUUGGCUUAAGUAAUACCUUAGGCAAAACCUUACGUAGGCAUUAUUAAAUUUUUACAUUAACGUAAUGACCGUUAACGUAAGAAUAAUAGGAUUGCGAUUGUGUUCUAUCAAUCGCGAUAGAUUGCGUCAGAGAUUCGGGAUUUGUUUCGCAAAGUGUCUAACGCGCAAUGGAUCUCAAUUAAGCAUCACCGUAUAGCGUCUUCGGGCUGACAGAUGAUUGGUAAUGAUCCAUUAACGCUAUUAAAAAUGUGGGACAAUGUCUCUCAGCGAAGCUAUUAAUUAGUUUACGAACGCUCAGUAUAACAUUUUCAUCGGUAGAGUAAGCUGACAAACGUGUCUCCUCGAUAAUCAAAUCGCCAAUUGUCAGCGAUAUUUAUUUCAAUAUCAUCAAACUCCUUUACGCAUUAGAAAAACCUCAUUACGUAUAAUCAUCAUGUGGGACAACGAUGAUAUGGAAGAAAUUGAUCUCAGCAAGGAUCAACUUAAACACCUUCGUAUGGCAUUCGACACUUUUGAUCCCGAAAAGAAAGGUGCGAUUGAAACCUCGAUGGUUCCAACGAUUUUGGAAAUGUUAGGGCACGAAGUUAGAGGUGUUAAUUUGCAAGAAAUGAUCGCAACCUACGACUUAUGGGGAACGGGCGAGUUGAAAUUCGAUGAAUUCUCCAAAUUAGCAUCUCGUUUUAUGGAAGAGGAUAUGGACACGGAAGCCAUGAAGGAGGAACUUAGAGAAGCUUUCCGAAUUUACGACAAGGAAGGAAACGGUUAUAUCACUACCGAUGUCUUCAGAGACAUUCUUCAUGAGCUGGAUGACCAACUAUCCCCGGAGGAACUUGACAUGAUUAUAGAAGAGGUGGACACUGAUGGAUCUGGCACGCUCGACUUCGAAGAAUUCAUGGAGGUCAUGACGGGAUAAAUUAUGAGCUUCUCGCCCGAAUUAGCAGUUAAGUCCUACCAAUGCGGUCGAGGAAGAAACGUCGUGUCAAGUGUACAGAUAGGGACGAGCACGAUUUAUUAUAGUUGUGUGCGAAAAUGUCUGGUUAUUCGAGUGCGUGCGUGUGUGUGCGUAUGUGUGUGUGCGUGCGUGCGUGCGUGCGUGCGUGCGUGCGUAUGAGUAUGUACGUUCAGCAGCACGUUCCUUGGGCAAACCCAUUAUAUAAAGUUCGAUUCUACAUGGAAAAAGUUUGCGCCUUUGAUUAUUUAGGAUUGAUUGUAGGAUCUUUUGACAAGGUCCUCUUAGAAGAUUAUGAACUCGUUAGAAAUUGUAUCGUCUUGGUGCAUUUAAUGAAGUUGAAAUUUGCCGAAAUUAUUAUAUACAGUUUGCUCGGGAAACGUGUGGAAUACGCGAAACAAUCAUCAUAUAUGUACCUACAGUAUGAAUAUAUUUUCAACUAAUGUGAAUUUUCGAAUUUAUUUGAAAAAAUAUGUGUAAAUUUGAAAAAAUUUAAUAAAGAGAAAAAUCGUAAAUCGUAAAGCAUUACCGCCGGCUGUCCUUGAUUAAGGACAAUUUACACGAUAAUGGAUAGUAAUAUGGAUAUACAGAAUACAAUAAUAUAAUACCUCCUUUAUAGACAUAUGUAUAUUAUAUUCAUGUAUAUGGUAAUAUAUAUGAAUUUUUUCUUGU